CGAGGUACGCAGAGCACGCGGAUCGAUCAGACCCUGCUGCAAGCAAAAUUGCAGUCAUCCCAGAUUGGUCCUUUAAGUCCACUUCAGCCCCAGAACGAAGAAGCAUCACACAACACUGAACGAAGGUGAGAUGUACUUGACGUGGAAGAACAAUGCUGAACAAGCCUGAACAAGCCUGAACAAGCCUGAACAAGCCUGCAUC
Molecule: messenger RNA, 202 nt
Organism: Geodia barretti
Lineage: Eukaryota; Metazoa; Porifera; Demospongiae; Tetractinellida; Geodiidae
Source: the annotation of a GenBank genome assembly